Molecule: messenger RNA, 2105 nt
Organism: Triticum dicoccoides
Lineage: Eukaryota; Viridiplantae; Streptophyta; Magnoliopsida; Poales; Poaceae
Product: cation transporter HKT4-like
Exons: 3
Coding region: 166-1896 (576 amino acids)
Biological process (GO): monoatomic cation transport; transmembrane transport
Cellular component (GO): plasma membrane
Molecular function (GO): monoatomic cation transmembrane transporter activity
Source: RefSeq, a predicted model, not a curated record
ACAGGUGGACACACUUGUCUUACUCCACCCUACAUAUUGAGCACCAGAACUUAAUCGUGUUGCGCAAUGCUUGUAGGUGGGAAUACUUAACACAGAAGACACCAUGAAAAACACAGCUUCCAGUUGCCAGGUCCAGCACUUUCAUGUCUGAACCCACAAACCUUGAUGCAUCGAUUCAGCUCAGCUCUAGUUUUCCUGCAGAAUCUGCCAUCGCAUACAGCCAUGAAGCUCCCAUUAUUCAGUUUGGAAGCGCUUAGAAUCACGAAGGAGAUGGUGAAGCAUUUCCAUGAGUUUGUGUCCACAAGGCUCGGUUCCCUCUCCAAGUGUACAGCAGAUCUGUUCAGACGCUCUUACUUGUUUCUGGUAUUCAAAAGCAAUCCUUUGGUAGUCCAGCUUAUUUACCUCAUGUCAAUAUCUUUUGCUGGUUUCCUUGCUCUGAAGAACCUCGCACCACUGAAUAAGCCAUCUCCAAGGAACUUGGAUCUGAUAUUCACCUCUGUGUCCACAGUGACGGUGUCAAGCAUGGCAACAAUUGAGAUGGAGGACUUCUCUGGCCAGCAGCUCUGGGUUUUCAUCAUACUGAUGAUAUUGGGAGGAGAAGUGUUCACUUCUAUGGUAGGGCUGCACUUCAAAAAUGCUCGGGCAAACACUGAGGGUGCUCUCCAGACAAGAUUGGCUUUCAUAAGCAGGGACAUCGAAUCCUCUGAUGAUUUCAACAACAGCAGUCAGAAUUAUAUGGAAGGCAUCCAGCCAGAGGAAACCAUGCCACACAACCAGGUACAGGAAAGCAAAGGGAUGAAUCAUAAAUCUCGCAAUAUUUUGGCUCAUGUAGUAGCAGGCUAUUUCAUAGCCGCAAUAGUUUGCAGCUCUGUAGUCAUUACCAUCUUCCUAUGGAUUGACUCCGAUGCAAGGCAUCUACUGAAGAGUAAGCAUAUCAAAAUGUGGACAUUCUCAAUCUUCACAGCAGUAUCAUCAUUUGCAAACUGUGGCUUCACUCCGUUAAAUGAUAGCAUGGCAAUUUUCAAAAAUAACCCGACUUUCCUUCUUCUAGUUACCCCACAGAUUCUUGUAGGCAACACUUUGUUUGCGCCACUGUUGAGGUUAAGCAUAUGGACCUUGGGAAAGCUGAGCAGCAGAGAAGAGUACGCCUACAUCCUUCAGCACCCAAAGGAGAUUGGAUACAGGCAUUUGCAACCUCAUAAGAAUUCUGUCCAAUUGGUUCUGACUGGGGUGAUGCUAAUUUUGCUGCAAGCGAUGCUUAUUUGUUAUUUUGAAUGGGAUUCGAAAUCCUUGGAGGGAAUGGGAUGGUUCCAGAAAUUGAUAGGCUCUCUGUUCCAGAGUGCCAAUUCAAGACACGCUGGUGAAACUGUCAUUGACAUCUCGACCCUUUCUCCACCGAUUAUGGUGAUAUUUGCACUUGUCAUGUACCUUCCUUCUGGUACUUCAAUCCUUGCUACAUGUGGUGAUAACCGAAGCUUAGCGGAUAAAAAGGAAAAUCCGAAUGGCAGAGCAACGUGGAAGAAGUUUGCCAUGACCAAGCGUACUUGUUUAGUAAUAAUCACGAUUUUGGCAUGUAUAACUGAGAGGAAGUCAAUGACUGCCGAUCCACUCAAUUUCAGCAUCUUCAGCGUAAUAUUCGAAGUGAUGAGCGCAUACGGCAAUGUAGGGUACUCGCUCGGCUACAGCUGUGACAAGUUACUGAGGCCUGAUUCCGCGUGCAGAGACGCCUCGUACGGGUUCGUCGGCAGAUGGAGCGACAAAGGGAGACUGAUCAUCAUCCUGGUGAUGUUCCUCGGAAGGUUCAAGGCGUACACCCUCAAAGGGAAGAAAACCCUGAAUGUGCAUCCAUGUAGAAGGACAGCACCGCAUCAGAGGCCAGAGGUGGCUGGAAAUUAGGAGCCUGCAUAAGAUGGACCCUGAGCGUGUAGAUCGGCUCGAAUGGCACCGCUUUGGGCGUGACCAAAGGAGAAUGUAUUAUAGCAACCCUAAACGACCAGAGAUGUUCAUAGCGUUAGCUGUAAUGUUGUAAGAUCUUCACCCUGGAUACCUGUAGCCUGUAGGCAGUGGUGGUAUGAAACCCUGAGGAAGAGGAGGGCUUGGAUGGA